Molecule: messenger RNA, 552 nt
Organism: Miscanthus lutarioriparius
Lineage: Eukaryota; Viridiplantae; Streptophyta; Magnoliopsida; Poales; Poaceae
Source: the annotation of a GenBank genome assembly
AUGGGCAGGGAGAGGGGGGAGGAGCAGCAGCAGCGCGCGGCGGCGGCGGCGGUGCCGAGGCGCGGGCGCUGGUUCGACGGGGAGCAGCAGCCGCCCGCGGCGUCGUCGGCGGUGGCGGGGCGGGCGGGGUGGAGGUGCCGGUCGUGCGCGGCGGCGGCGAUCGCGGACUGCGUCGCGCUGGGGUGCUGCCCGUGCGCGGUCGUCGCGCUGCUGGGGCUGGCGCUCGUCAGGGCGCCGCUCGCCGUGGGCCGCCGCCUCCGGAGGCGCAGGCUGUCCCUGCUGCGCAGGAAGCGGGUGCGCGACGUCGCGGCCUCCUCCGCGUCGGCCAAGGGCGCCAAGGCGGCGGGCGCCGCACCCGGCGCUGGCAGCGGGACGCUGCUGGACGCGGCCGACGACCACGCCACCGUCGCAGCGGCAGCCGCGCCGGUACAGCAGCAGCAGCAGCAGCAGGCCGAGGCGGAGGAGCUGGCGUGGCUGGACGAGAUGUACCGGGUCGGCCACUGGGGCUUCGGCCGCGUCUCCUUCUCGGGGUCGGCGGGGAAAACCCCGUGA